This is a messenger RNA of Menidia menidia (Atlantic silverside), 1446 nucleotides long. The record is from the annotation of a GenBank genome assembly. NCBI's taxonomy places the organism in Eukaryota, Metazoa, Chordata, Actinopteri, Atheriniformes, Atherinopsidae.
AUGGCAAGUUCCUCCAUCCUUAUCUCUUCCAUCCUCAUCUCCUCCAUCCUUAUCUCUUCCAUCCUCAUCUCCUCCAUCCUCGUCUCCUCCAUCCUCAUCUCCUCCAUCAUCAUCUCGUCCAUCCUCGUCUCCUCCAUCCUUGCUCCCUGCAGAUUAUUGAAGGCCGCCACGAUGAGCAGCGUCUGUAGAGAAAUCAUCACGCUGCAGCUUGGACAUUAUUCCAACUUCGUGGGGACCCACUGGUGGAAUUUACAGGAUGCGUCCCUGUCCUACGACCCGGACUCUCCUCCGGCGGAGAUCCAGAGCGACGCGGUGUUCCGCGAGGGCCAGACCCCGGCCGGUCACGUGACCUACACGCCGCGGCUCAUCGCCAUGGACCUCAAAGGUAGUCACGUGGUUCGGGUGUGCGCGUGGAUUUGGCUUCUGAGCGCGCUCUCUGUGCAGGGAGCCUGCGGACGCUGCGCCAGGAGGGAAGUCUGUACGGCCACGGCCAAGGAGGAGCCCCCACAUGGUGAGCCCCCCCCCCUAGGGCCCCGAGACCUGCAUGACUCCAGAGACCAGGAGGACUGUGGUCGGGUUUGGAGACCUGCUGGACUCCAGAGACCUGCUGGACUCCGACCAGGAGGACUCUGGUCCGGUCAGUCUGACCCGGUCCGUUUCAGGUCGGGGAGCCUCAUGAUGCACCAGGAGAGCCCUCCAGAGAAGAACCUCUUCCUGGAGGACCUGGACCGGCUGGAUAACGGGGAGAUCCUGGCAGAACCGGCCCUCCCCGACCCGGCAAGGAACCCUUCCCCGAAGCGGUUCUGCAGUGACCCGCUGGACCCGGACCUGGUGGACCCGGUUGGCGCCCGCCUGGCCCGGGUCCAGAGGGGGUACCAGCUGGAGUCCAGCGUCAGGGUCUGGUCCGACUUCCUGCGGAUCCACCUGCACCCCCGCAGCAUCGCCGUCAUCCACCAGUACAACCACGACGGGGAGGCGGACCGGCUGGAGGCCUUUGGGCAGGGCGAGGCCGUCCUGCAGGGGGCGCUGCUGGAGGAGCUGGAGGACCGCCUGCACUUCUUUGUGGAGGAGUGUGACUACCUGCAGGGGUUCCAGGUUCUGGUGGACCUGUCUGACGGUUUCUCGGGUCUGGGCUCCAGACUCACCGAGCUGCUGCAGGACUCCUACGGGGGGCGGGGCCUCCUGACCUGGGGGCUGGUGCCGGCCGGCCGCCCCCCCGCGAACCCGCUGAUGGCGGCGUACGGCCUGCUGAACGGCGCCCUGGGCGCGCUGCACAUGUCCGGCCACAGCACCAUGUUCUGCCCGCUCACGCUGGGGGGCGGGCUGGGCCGGACCGGGUCGAGGCGGGCCGGGUCGGGCCGGACCGGCCCGGACUUCCCUCUGCUCCGCUACGAUGUGAGUAUCCUGCUGCUCUGCCACCCGUCCAGAACCCCCCAAGAGAUCUAG